Menidia menidia (Atlantic silverside) is the source of this 1101-nucleotide messenger RNA. The record is from the annotation of a GenBank genome assembly. Lineage: Eukaryota; Metazoa; Chordata; Actinopteri; Atheriniformes; Atherinopsidae.
AUGAGUUCGGUGGUGACCCGGCGCAGAGAGCAGCGCGUGCUGGUGAUGGUGGUCACCAUGGUGGCGUGCUACCUGGUGUGCUGGCUGCCCUACGGUGUCGCCGCCCUAUUGGCCGCCUUCGGCCCGCGCGACCUGCUAACCCCGGAGGCUAGCAUCACGCCGUCGCUGCUAGCCAAGUUCUCCACCGUCAGGCUCGGCAUCAUCAUCAUCAUCACCAUCGACAUCCCCAUCAGCGGUGAGAGACCGACUCCCAGCUCCAUUCAGGGCAAUCACAGCCUCGACAGCAGGCCAUCAGCAAGGCUUAAAGAGAUAACGAGCCACCUGAAAAGCCUCUCGGUCAACACCAGCCGAGACAGUAAUGUUACAGUCACACCUGAGAGAGCUGGACCCGCUCCGAGGCCAGGACCAGACGAGGGACCGUCACCAGUAUGUGCCUACAGAGUGAUAGAGGGAGGCAUUUGGGGACAGCUGUGUUUUCGAGACACGCUGUUUGGGUACAGGUGCAACGCGGGGGACUGCAGGACAUCGGUAUCUUUCGGGAAUCUUGUGGCACAUAUCCUCCUAAAUGGCAGCGUACUGUUACAGUGGACCCACGAGGGAGAAUUCGCCGUGACGGACCGACACACGGAGACUGCAGGGACCGCAGCCCGCGAGGGAAGUAGCGGGAGUCCGAGGACGAGUUCAGCACGGGACACUUCCAACAUUGUUUUCGAAGAGCCACGCCAGAAACGUAGCGGCUUCGAGUUAAGCUGCUGGUGGAAUGGAAGCUACACCCAGUUCGAGUGUGCCAGUGUGCAUCUUGGGACGGGCUGCAGGGACUUUCUCCUGUCCGAGCUGCACGAGAACAUCCCAUACCGCAUCUGUCUGCGCUCCUUGGCCCACUCGGCCACAGACAAGAGAGCAGCACACCAGCGGGACUGUGUGGAGUUUACCCUGCCGCCCUCUGGGAUGCAGGACAUUGUGAUCGCCAUGACAACGGUGGGGGGAGCCAUUUGUGUGAUGCUGGUGAUCAUUUGUCUGCUGGUGGCAUACAUCACGGAAAACAUCAUGAGCCCAGCGACACAGCACACGUACCCCUACCGCACUCACUCACAUCACUGA